GCUCGGCUCGUUGACAGCCCUUACCUGCCUUCCCUGCGGCUGCGGGUUCCCUUCCCCCUGCUCGUCUUCGUCCGCGCUGGUGGUGGGCAUCUAACCCGGCGCCGCCGAAUCCUCCUUUCGCCCGGCUUCCGCCCCGCCGUAGUCCUUCUCCUCUCCUCCGGCCGACGGCUGCUGCUCCUCUCUCGCUCGAGCGGGCUUGGAGAUCCGUCCGUCCCGGGAUCAUUUGCUGCGGCGGUUUUGCUUGGGAAGAUGGCAAACAUACGUGCACUUCUGGUCGGCUUGUCGCGGGCAAGGGGUUCCUUAGCAGAGGUGGGCAGAUGUGCGUCCACGAGGCCAUCACUUCUAGCAUCUCUGGGCGCACAUUACAAGAUCCCCAUGCCAGCCCACUGGUUCUCAUCUGCAGGGCUUCCUCCACAUCUGGUGGUUGGAAUGCCAGCACUAUCCCCUACUAUGAAUCAAGGUAACAUCGCGAAAUGGAGAAAACAGGAAGGAGACAAGAUAGAGGUUGGUGAUGUGAUAUGUGAGAUAGAAACUGAUAAAGCCACUCUUGAGUUUGAAAGCCUUGAAGAGGGGUAUCUGGCCAAGAUUUUAGCACCUGAAGGUUCUAAAGAUGUUCAGGUUGGACAACCCAUUGCUGUCACGGUUGAAGACCUCGAGGAUAUUAAAAGUAUACCAGCCGAUACAUCUUUUGGAGGUGAACAAAAGGAGGAGCAUUCAACAGAAAGUGUGCCACAAAAUAAAGUAGUUAAUGUGCCUGAACAAACCUCAACAGUGAGCCGGAUCAGCCCAGCAGCUAAGUUACUGAUCAAGGAACAUGGACUGGAUACGUCAUCCCUGAGAGCAACAGGCCCCCGUGGCACCCUUCUGAAAGGGGAUGUUCUGGCGGCAUUGAAGUCAGGUGUCAGUUCAAGUUCAAUCAAAGAAAAGAAAGCUCCAGCUCAACCUUCAUCUCAGCCAACUCGAGAUUCCCAAGCUCAAGCAUCCCCUGUUUCACAAAAGGCUGAUACAUAUGAAGAUAUUCCAAAUAGUCAGAUACGCAAGGUCAUUGCAAAAAGGUUGCUCGAAUCAAAACAGACGACUCCACAUUUGUAUCUAUCCAAAGAUGUUGUGCUGGAUCCCUUGCUUGCUUUCAGGAAUGAACUAAAAGAGCAACAUGGCAUUAAAGUUUCAGUAAAUGAUAUCAUCAUAAAGGCUGUGGCAAUUGCCUUGCGGAACGUCCCUGAAGCAAAUGCUUACUGGAACAAUGAGAAGGAAGAAACCCAAAAGUGUGAUUCAGUUGAUAUAUCUAUUGCCGUUGCUACAGAGAAGGGCCUGAUGACCCCAAUAGUAAGAAAUGCGGAUCAAAAGACUAUAUCUGCAAUAUCCUCAGAGGUUAAGCAGCUGGCUGAAAAGGCAAGAGCUGGGAAGCUUGCACCUAACGAAUUUCAAGGGGGAACUUUCAGUAUCUCGAAUCUUGGAAUGUACCCUGUGGACCAUUUCUGUGCAAUCAUUAACCCUCCACAGUCUGGCAUUCUCGCAGUCGGUAGAGGAAACAAGGUUGUUGAACCUGUUGUGGACAGCGAUGGAACAGAGAAGGCUGCUGCGGUUACAAAGAUGAGCUUGACACUAUCUGCUGACCAUCGUGUUUUUGAUGGGCAAGUAGGAGGCAAGUUUUUCACGGAGCUGGCGCUGAAUUUCAGUGACAUUAGGAGACUGCUAUUGUAAAUGAAAGGAGGCAAUUACGUGUUUUGAAGAAUUCUUUGGGGGCGAAAACCGCUCAAGAGAACAAUUAGAUGCAACGCGAGCUCUGCUGCUUGAUCGUUAGCCCGUACAAAAGUAACCAAUUUUGUAAUAAAUUAUAAUAAGAAUGCAUUGGCACCUCCACGGUUUUUUUUAACCCGUUUUCCAUUAGUUGGGAGGAGGCAUGUCCUGGGAAUUUAACAGGUACGGUGCCAUUUCAUGUUUAAGUUUAACGUGGUUCUGCAACAAUGACCCUAGAUGAGGCUGGCUGUGAUGUGGGCGGGUGAUCUUAUUCUUACUUGCUCUUUGAGCGUUUCUGGAUGGACGCCCAUUUUAUUUAUGACCUUGUGAUACAUGGAAGUAAUAACAGAAUGCAUUUCUUACUUUUUU
Sorghum bicolor (sorghum) is the source of this 2109-nucleotide messenger RNA. RefSeq names its product dihydrolipoyllysine-residue acetyltransferase component 1 of pyruvate dehydrogenase complex, mitochondrial. The coding region runs from base 250 to 1704 and encodes 484 amino acids. Gene Ontology annotation, biological process: pyruvate decarboxylation to acetyl-CoA. Gene Ontology annotation, cellular component: pyruvate dehydrogenase complex; mitochondrion. Lineage: Eukaryota; Viridiplantae; Streptophyta; Magnoliopsida; Poales; Poaceae. The record is from RefSeq and is a predicted model, not a curated record. The transcript has 20 exons. Gene Ontology annotation, molecular function: dihydrolipoyllysine-residue acetyltransferase activity.